UAAACCGAAUUAGAAAAUCCUGGGUUUACAAAGCUCGCUGAUAACCAGCUUCAUAGCACCGGUUAUCUCUUUCCUGUUUCCGUCGCUUAGACAGUUAUUGAUGAUGGGACGCGUGUCGUAACUAACUGUCGCAUCGAUUAAUCUCGGGUUUAUUUCGUUUCCAGACCGCGGGUUGCGAUUCGAUUACUAAAUCUAGCAUUGAAACAUCUCGGAUAACUGCGCGCACCCGCUCCGCCAUAAAGGGGAUAUCAAUCGCACGCCGAAACCCGGAUCACAAUAUAUGAACACAGACAGAGAUUUCCAGAUGAUGAAAAAACACGAGAGGGCCCAUUUUUUCAGCUCCAAAGAGCAGGAACUCAUUUUGAGGUUGUAUGAAGAAGAAAGAGAAAUACUGACAGCCAAAUCCAACACUACAAGCGCCUCCAAACUGAGAGAGGAGGCCUGGCAGAGAAUUGCUGACAAAAUAAAUGCGGUAUCGGACAGUGGCUAUAAAAGGACAUGGCAGCAAGUUAAAGUCAAACACAAAAACAUAGUGCAAACAGCAAAAAGGAGAAGGGUCGAGGUGAUGAGGAAUGAGGGGGGGUCAGCAACCCCGUCGCUGACCUCUGCUGAGGAGGAUGUGCUCCAGCACAAAGACAACAGGCUGAGAGUGGAGGUCCUUCCUGGGGGCGCCUGUAUUGAGCCACUGACUGGAUCUGAUAACUCUUUCAUUAGUGUGUCAGGCCACCCUGUGCUCCUCCUGCCUGUAACAAAGACUGAACCAGAGAGCUUGAGCAGUGAUGAGACAGAUGUCAGUGAUGCACAUUUUGAAGGGGACGUGCACAGUAGCAUCUUCCAGGAAAAGUCCCACUCAGCAUGUGCUACGAUCGGUGGCAGAAGUGCAGAGAGGCAGACAGAAGAUAUAAAAGCCCUUUACUGCUGCUACCUCAAAAAGGAGAUAGAGAACCGCAACCAACAGAUGGCAUACAGAGCACUUAAAAUGAGGAAGCUGGAAAAGGAAAUCUUAUUACUUGAUAAACAGCUGGUGUGACCAUGUAAUGAAAUGAUGAUGAUUUUAUCUUAUUAUUAUAAUGUGUUAAAAUUUGAUUUACCUAGCUCAAACAGUUGCAAUAAAUUGCUUCACUUGUCAUAUACAGUCAUAUUCUGCCUCCAACACACCUGGACUGGUGAGUGUGGGUUAGGGAUUUUACAGCAAUGUACCAUAUUAAUGCAAUUCUGAUCUAUGGUUGGUCAAGUUUGCAACAAUGUGACCAACAUUUUCUCACUGUUGCAAUAUUGCACUGUACAACCCUACACAUGCAGUAGCUCAUAGGAUGACCACUACAAUCCCCAGACUGUGACAGUAUUGGAAUAAUUUUUUUAGUUGCCCAAAGCUCAUUUCAGUCCCAGCGUUGUCUUAGCAGGAGUUGCCCCAAAGUGGGCCUGAGGCCCAGUGAGGGUUCAGUGUAGGAGGGUCAUGAAGAAGGGAUUGUAAGUGCAGCCCCUGCUGUGUAACCCUGUGCCCCAGGAGGAUUCCCUUAUCACAUGAGUUCCAGAGCACUGACACAUUCUUGGUUGUCUUGGCUCUGUACUCCAGCACACUGGGUUUGAAAUAAGUGAGUAAAACAGUGAAUGGUGUUAAUUUGAGGGCACUUCAACCCACAUCAGAUGUGUAGUGCAGGAAUGUUUACUCUUUAAUAAAUAUUCCUGCAAUUUAGGAGACAAUAAUUAGCUCCGUCAAGGAGGUUAUGUUUGCACCUGUGUGUAGUUGUUUGGUUUGUUUGUUCAUUUGUCAGCAGGAUUUUGCAAGAAGUAUUGAACUGAUGGGACAUGGGCCAGGGAAGAACCCUCUAAAUUUCCGUGUGGAUCCAGUUACAAGCAUGAAUCCAGAAAUAUUUUAAAAAUAAUUUUCCUUAACAUUGCGAGAUAGCAUGUUUUGUCUUGGUGGAGGUAUGUGGUCCCCUUAGUUCUAUUUAGACAUGUUCACAUAUGGAAACUCAUUAUGUUUAUAUGACAUGUUUGGUUGCAAAUCCUUUGCAGUCACUGACAGGCUGAGGUCUGUGACUUCUAGAUAUAAAAUAGCUUCCUGGCUGAAGCUCUAAUUUGCCUACACUGCUGCCAUCUCUUUCUUGCUUAUUUUGGAGGCUUUUGUUUUCAUGGAGCCUGGUCUUCAGUAAAUUUAGCUCAGUCCGAUUGAUUGAUCUGUUUGAUCUGGACACACUGUGGCCAACCGCACAUAACUUUGCUGAAACAGUUGUUAUAAGAUGUGUAAUCACAGCACACAUGAAGUUAAAAAAAAGCAGCAUAUACUGUAUUCUUUGGAUUAGCAACAGCACUAUUGUUCCAAGGUAUGACACUAGGAUACCUGUGCAUUUACACUGUGGAAGGUCAUUUUAAUCAUCUCUCUUUUUAUAUGCCUGAGAAAAAUGUCAGUGGUUAUAUUCAUUUUUAAAUGUAUUUAAUUUAUUGUUUGUUUUGUUAAUUCAAAAAAACAGGUAAAAGCACUUUGUUUUAAAGCUUAGUUUAAUUUUAACAUCACACCUAAAACCUAA
Molecule: messenger RNA, 2531 nt
Organism: Toxotes jaculatrix (banded archerfish)
Lineage: Eukaryota; Metazoa; Chordata; Actinopteri; Toxotidae
Product: GT1 domain-containing protein
Exons: 7
Coding region: 281-1030 (249 amino acids)
Cellular component (GO): nucleus
Source: RefSeq, a predicted model, not a curated record